Molecule: messenger RNA, 1023 nt
Organism: Mizuhopecten yessoensis (Yesso scallop)
Lineage: Eukaryota; Metazoa; Mollusca; Bivalvia; Pectinida; Pectinidae
Exons: 3
Coding region: 301-606 (101 amino acids)
Source: RefSeq, a predicted model, not a curated record
UGCGAGUUUUUUGGGUAAUUUUCAUUUGUCGGUUUUUUCACGAGGAUUUGUCGAUUUACAAAUACAUAGUUCAGACAGUAAGUGUGAUGUCAUAAUAGACUGAUGGAUGAACUGGCGCUUAAUGGAGUGAUGCACAAAAUGUGUUUAUGUAGCAAUUGCGCUGCCUGCACACAUGACUGCAGCACAAAAUAUAAAAAAACAGCUGAACUGAAACGGGAGGGCUGUAUAUAGCCUGCGGCAGAGCGAUGUUCUGAAAUCUUGUUGGCGAGUUUGUCAUAUCUAUCAACAGCCUUUCUAAACAUGAUGCUUGGGGCAGUUCUCCUUGUUUGCCUAUGUUUCCUGGCUGUUUCGGACUCUAAACCGGCCAGGGCAGUUCCAUUCAAGACCGAUGCUGUUAAAUCGACUUACUAUUCACCUGACGACGGACUAAUGAAGAUUAUCAGUCUUGGGAACGGAAGAACAAAACGUGCAGUAGACAACAAAAUUACAGAUCUCGACGAAAUACAAAUACUCAAAAGGCUCCAUGAACUGAGGGAGCUAACCAAAAGAAGACGUAGGCGUCACCGUUGUCGGACAUCAUCGUGCAAAUCUGACAAUGCUGUUUAGUUAUGAUCACUGUCAGUAGCAGCCAGUACACUGCCGCCUGAUUUAUCAGAGUUUUGAGAAAAUCUCGAAUCUUGAUGCUAGACUGUUGUUGGAAGACGGAUGGUAUCGCCUUUAUCUGAAGGAAUGCAAAAUUCACCGAAAAUAUAUAAGCAACUAAAAAAGAAACACAAUUUUAAUUACAAUUGUUGAAAUAUCUAUGUAAGAUCAAAUGUUAAAGAAUAUAUACAAAAAGAUAUAUACUUUCUUAUCUGAACUGUCGUUAUUACGUUUUUACCCAUAUGUAUAUAUAAACAUGUAAGAGGCGACUAAGUGGAACCCCCUACUGUGACUUAGAUCCAUCGCAGUAUUGAGAGGCGACUAAUGAUACAUUCCGUAGCAGAUUGGAGAUUUUUCACAUUUACCGGGCCAGAUUUCCAA